AUGGCAGAGUUGAUUGCCUACGGGCUGUAUCCGGACCGUCCCAGGCUCGUCUCGCGCGCAAAAUCUUCAAAUGCACUCGCUGAGAUGGCUGCCGCCGUCGUCCAGGGCCCUGCUGCCCGCCGCUCCCUCGACAGGAACCGAGACAGGCCCGAGAACUCGCUUUCUACCCUCCGUGACCCCAGAGUCGCCAGCACCUCCGACCUCUCGCGCACCCGCUCCGCCUCCACCGCCGCCUCGCACCACCCCGACCUCAGCAACGAGGUAGCCAAUCUCAGCGACAAGCUCAUCCAGGCCAUCAACCACCAGACCUUCCUCGACGACAGCCUCGCCGUCGCCCGUCAGGAGCUCGAGGAGGAGCGCAGGCGCAGGACAACCGUCGAGAGGGAGAAAAAGGGCAUCGAGACCGAGCUCGAGAACCUCACGGCCGCCCUCUUCGAAGAGGCCAACAAGCAGACACGACGACCAGGACUCGGCCACUCCUCCACCUCCAUCAGCUCGCCCUCCGACCCCUUCCCCGAGCAGCAGUCCGGCGGCGGCAACAACAGCAGCAUCAGCCGUCUCUUCGAGGCCAUGAACCUCUCGCCCGUCACCCCCGGCUCGGACGACAUACCGCCCGCUCCGCCCACGAGCUUCACCCACCUCAUCAAGCCCGUCUGCAGGACCGACAUCCUCGCCUACGAGGACUUCAACACCCUCCUCCAGCUCUCUCGCUCGAAACCGCCCAGCCGCGUGGGCAGCGGCUCCUACAGCGGCCUCAAUGUCAUGAACCUCGCCAACCUCGCCUCUGCUCGCCCAAAGUCCACCACCCACACUCCCUCAAACUCCCAGGACACCAAGAACGGCAACAACAACAGCAGCAACAGCCCGGCAAGGACCACCUCUUCUGCCUCCUCCCCUUCUCCAUCGUCCCACGGCGGCAUCUCCUCCUCGCCCCGGGAGAACAUCACCUCCUCCAUGCAGCUCAAGGAGACACGCUUCUACAAACGCAUCCUCGCAGAGGACAUCGAGCCCACCCUCCGUCUCGACAUGGCUCCCGGCAUAUCGUGGCUCACCCGCCGCUCCGUCAUGAGCAGCCUCGUCGACGGCGAGCUCAUCAUCGAACCCAUACCCGCCGCCCCUGCCGGCUCGAGCUCAGACCUCCCGUCUCCUCCCUCCACCCCGUCCAGCAUGUCCAGCACCACCGUCCCCUGUGCCCUCUGCGGCGACCGCCGCCUCUCGGUCAACCCGCGCACCCACCGUUUCCGCACGUCGAGCUCGGACUCGGCUCCUCGCCACCCGCUCUGCGCCCUCUGCCUGGAGAAGAUGCGCUCCUGCUGUGAGUUCGUCGGCUAUCUCCGCCUGGUGGUCGACGGCCAUGUCAGGACCGGCGGAGGCGGAGAGGCAGAGAUCAGGGAGAGGGAGAGAGAGGCCUGGGAGGAGACCGUCCGCCUGAGAGAGAGGAUCUUCUGGGCCCGUAUCGGCGGAGGAGUCGUCCCGGCUUUUGUAGCAGGCAGCAAAGAAGGAUGUCGACCAGGCUCAGCCUGA
Molecule: messenger RNA, 1524 nt
Organism: Microsporum canis CBS 113480
Lineage: Eukaryota; Fungi; Ascomycota; Eurotiomycetes; Onygenales; Arthrodermataceae
Product: vegetative cell wall protein gp1
Exons: 3
Coding region: 1-1524 (507 amino acids)
Biological process (GO): exocytosis
Cellular component (GO): cell tip; Golgi to plasma membrane transport vesicle
Molecular function (GO): guanyl-nucleotide exchange factor activity
Source: RefSeq, a predicted model, not a curated record